UCAUCUAGUAGACUAAUUUCAGCAAGCAGCAAAGAGAAGCCGCAACGCUGCAAAGUUCUUGAUUUUUAACGCAUUCUCAAACUUCCUAUUAUUUGUACUCAGAGCAAUGUUGUACGCGCUAUUACAGCACGGCAGGAUAGGAACAGUUGUCGGGACUACUUUUUGACCAAGCGCAUCCCUGUACUCGUCCGCAAUGCGCAUUCAGAGCUAGUAUCGAAAACACUAAAUACACUUGAUACCCUGGUUCAUUAAUAAUUGGCGAGAUGUAGGCUAAUCCUCUUUAUAUAGUUAAUUAAGUAAAAUCGCGUUCAAAUGUUUCAGUCGAUGAACGCACCAGGAACUCUUUUUCGCAGCGCGUUGGCGUACCAUUCAGCGGGGGUGCGCACAAAAUGCAACGCAGAGGAGAGAAAAGAAAACGAACGUAAGAAAAAGAAAAGUUACAGUAACCUCGAUGGCGGAAAGUUGACAAGCCACCGCGCCUACGAUAUCGUUGCAGCAAUUCCUCAGCAGACCGCCCUUGCCCACGCGGAGGACGCCAAUUCAUCCCCAAAAAUGGAGAACAUUGUCACUCAGAUGAGUACAGCCAUAAAUGCGCAGACAAGUCCUGCUUAACACAUUGACUUUGCUUGAAGCACAGCGGCAGUAUAAAACAAUUGAUGGGAGCCUGCUUGAGCGCGAUUCCUACAUGCAAUGGGGGCGUGGCAAUGGGCGACGUCUGCUGUGGCUGCGGCUGAGGUGGCAUGUCCAGCAGCCUGGAGGCACCCUCUCCGCCCCCACCCUCCUCCUCUCCUUCCCCGGCCCCACAGUCGGCCAUGACGGUGGACUUCUCGGCCUUUGGGCUGUCCUCCUUCGUCGGGGGGACAGACAAUGCCACCCAGGCCCUCUACCUGUUUCCCGAGGCUGCACCCUUCUCUCCCAAGGACCAGACAAAGGGUCCUUCGCCCACAUCUAGCCGAGCCUAUGACCAUGCCGGCGAUGCUAUGCUUAGUGCUAUCAAUUAUGGCGAGGACGAGGUGCUGCACGAGGGUUUUGAGGUUCCAUUUGGCUCCCUGGACGGUCUGCUGCGGUUGCCCCCUCGCCCAGCCACGGCCCCCGCCGAUCCCUCCCCGUUCGACCUCCUCGGGGACAGCGAACUGCAGUUGUCGCCGCCGCAGGCCUUUGGUGCAGCCACUCAUGUGCCGGAUUCAGGUGUAGGGAGCAGCGGCGAUCCUACUGGAGCUUCCCUGUCGCUGCCAUGCCUUGGUCUUCCAUCGGACAAGGAGCUGGGGCGGCUGUCACCGGCCCUGUCGGCUGCUGCUGCUGGCAUGCGGCCCAUCACCAAAGUGGGUGGCAAUGGCGGCAGGGCCCCCUCUGCACAGCCCUGCCCUGUCUGCGGAAAGGUGUUUGGAAACUCAAGUGCACUGACCAAACACAAGCUGACGCACUCGGACGAGCGGAAGUACGUAUGCAGCCAGUGCCACAAGGCGUUCAAGCGGCAGGACCACCUCAAUGGCCACCUGCUGACGCACCGCAACAAGAAGCCCUACGAGUGUGACGUCGAGGGCUGCGACAAAAGCUACUGUGAUGCCCGCUCCCUGCGUCGCCACAAGGAGAACCACCACGCCUCUGUGGCUCUCACCCUGGUGCCCUUCCAGGCCAUCCCGCUUCCACCGCAGUUGCAACUUGUGGCAUUUCCGUCUGAAGACGGAGGGGCCUCAGUGUGGGCUCCAGUGGGAGGCACUGGCCAGCGCCCUCUGCUGGUGGCACCACCAGCACAAGGCACAACCGUGCAGCAAGCCCCACCACCGCAACCGUCGCAGCAGGAAGCGCAGCAGCAGACCUCUCAGAGGCAACCUUCGCCUAGACCGUCAUCGCAGCCCGAAGGUCCGCCGCUUUUGCAACAGCUCCUGGAGCCAAACAAGGCAUGGACAACUGUGCCAGCGGUCCCAUAUUCUGCAGAGACAAUAAAUGAGCCAGCGCCAGGCCAUGGUGGCAGUUCACUGUCGUCUGCAUUGGACGCUGUGCCGAUGGCGACCACAGAAUGCCUCUGCAGCCUCUGCCAUCAGAAACUGACCAGCCUCUCCGAACUAGAGCAGCACAUGCGGCUCCACCAGCCACCUGCUACGACCACCACCACGCAGAGCACGGCCAUGUUCACGCAGGGCCUUCAAGGAACGUGCCAGUCAUCCAUGGAGCCUGCUACAGUAAGCAGGUCAAACAUUAUUCUACAACCAGAUGAAGUCGUCACGUCUGCUGCGCCAAGCCAACAACGCUCUGUGCCUCUGCUCCCACCUCUGAAUACGUGGGCCAUAAGACCAGCCCGCCCGUCGUUGAUGAGCACGAACAAUGAGCGCCGGCGACACUCGGACUCGGACCACUUGGCCUUCGAAGGCAGCAGUGGUCUCCUUGCCGACCUCCUACUGGGACCUCGCCGCACUGCUAGAGUGGGCUCUGACCCUGGACUUGAACCUCUACCUUCCUUCGAGCAGCUGCAGGGGUUGGUGGCAUCGUCUCGGAGCUCGCUUGUGGCAUCGCCCGAUGGCAUGCAGUCUGGCAUGUCGUACAGCGACUCCCAUCAGCACGAGGAUGUAUUUGCAGCCAUUAGCGAUGCAUUUGACGAGGAAGAAGAGAAGCCGGACAAAGACGUGUGUAGUUUUGUUGACAACCACUCAACGCACCACGGCGGGCUCUGCCGGUCUCCGGUGACGACGACCGUGGUGCAGUCCCCGGCGAGCUUUGACCACGAAGUGGUGUGCGUGUCGGACUCACCGCCACUCGUCGAAACCAAGGAAAUCAAGACUGAGCCAACUUACGAACAAAUGGACAUUCAGCAAUCUGCGGAAGCUUUAACUGUGCACAGGACUGUGGAGAUGGCUGCGCCAACGCCAGUGUCGACAAUAGUGCACUCAAACACUCCGCCGCCAACCAGGCAUCCGGUUGCACCAGAUGUUGGUAGCACUCAACCUGCCGAAGCUCUGGAGGGUGCUUUAGAGUUGAAGAAACCCUUGGAAGGCAGUGAAGAAGUGUCUUCGUGCCGAGCUGCAGAAUGUGAUGAUGACGAUGUGUUUUUAAGCCCUAUUCCAACAUGCCCCUUGCGGAGCCGACGGAAACACAGACCAGAGCCCCUGUACAUCCCACCUCACGUGAAUGCCAUUGGCUUUCCGAGCCGGCUGCGCUCUCCUCGUCUCUGGGACCCUUGCGGGGAGGCCGGGGGCUGCAAGGGAUCUGCCGGAGUCACCUCACCACCCCCGUACACUCCACCUCCCAUGCUCAGUCCACUCCGGUCAGGCUCCGGUCUCUUCUGGCACGUUUUCUCAGGACCGCGGUCAGCUGGACCGGUCACACCUCACGCUAUCACUCCGAGGGAUCGGGUGAGCGCCGCCUACCCACCACCUAGUGGCGGAGGCAGCGGUCUGGUGCCCCAGUCACCUCUGGAGAGUCCGUGCGAGGCGCCCCUCUCCGAAGAGGAGGGUGAGCUGGCUCCAGAAACGGACAUCCUUCCGCACGUCAAUGUUGGUCCCCAGUUCCAAGCCCAGUUGCCCCCUUUAGAUGCCGAAGAAGCAUUAAAGUCUGAGCACCUUGCUGACCUUGUCUGGGAUCCACGCAUUGGAGAUCACUUGGCUGACGAUGAAGUGGAGAACUACCUGGAGUUGGCGUGCUGUGCGGCCAUUCCUGGCGGGGGCCGGAACCGAGAGUAUGCCUUCCACAUUUUGGCACUCUGCCAAGGAAAUCUGCAGGCAAGUGCCAUUUUCUGACAUCAGUGCAUAGUUGGGUCACUGCCACUAAAAUUCCCAGAGCUAUGUGUGACCCACCUCCACAAGAAGAAAGGGAACCGAGGGGCCCGAUUUUUAUUAAUCAUAUUGAAAGAAGCCAACAAACCAGUUGGCCUUGGUGUC
Molecule: messenger RNA, 3875 nt
Organism: Dermacentor silvarum
Lineage: Eukaryota; Metazoa; Arthropoda; Arachnida; Ixodida; Ixodidae
Product: transcriptional-regulating factor 1
Exons: 15
Coding region: 741-3734 (997 amino acids)
Biological process (GO): regulation of transcription by RNA polymerase II; negative regulation of DNA-templated transcription
Cellular component (GO): histone deacetylase complex; transcription regulator complex
Molecular function (GO): transcription corepressor activity
Source: RefSeq, a predicted model, not a curated record